AUGUCUAUCAGGCUCCGGCAGCUGAUCCGAAAGGUGCGGUCGUGCAAGACGGCCGCAGAGGAACGGGCGGUCAUCGCCACCGAGGGCGCGCUGAUCCGGACCGCCUUCAAGGAAGGGAACGAUCCCACCCGGGCGAGGAAUGUGGCCAGGCUGCUCUACAUGCACAUGUUCGGGGAGGACGGCUACCCGUCACACUUCGGGCAGAUGGAGUGCAUCAAGCUCAUCGCCAGCCCCGGCUUCCCCGACAAGCGCGUGGGGUACCUGGGCCUGAUGCUGCUGCUGCAGGAGAAGGACGAGGUGCUGAUGCUGGGGACCAACUCCCUCAAGAGCGACCUGUCCCAUCCGAUGCCACAGGUUGUCGGACUGGCCUUGUGUGCGGUGGGGAACCUGGCUACCCCCGACAUGUCCCGAGACUUGGCCAUGGAAGUGGACAAGCACCUGAAGCCAGGCUCCAGCUCGAACAUGAGGAAGAAGGCCGCUUUGUGUACGAUUCGCGUGCUGAAGAAGUGCCCGGAGCUGGUGGAAGACUUCAUCGAGCGUGUCGUUGUGCUGCUGGUGGAGCGCAGCCACGGUGUGGUCAUGUGCGGAGUCCAGUUGCUGAUCGCCAUCCUGGAGAUAGACGAGGCUCACGCAGAGGCGGUGGUGAAGGUGGUGCCUUCCCUGGUGAGGCUCAUGAGGAACCUGCUCAGCACCGGGUUCUCGUCGGAGUACGACGUGGCCGGCGUUACGGACCCUUUCCUACAGGUGCAAGUGUUGCGGCUGCUCCGGUUGCUGGGACAGUACAGCCAGGACGCUUCGGAAGAGGUCAACAGCGUCCUCUCUCAGGUGGCGACGACGACGGAAACGGCGAAAAACUCUGGGAACGCCAUCCUCUACGAGUGUGUCCGAACCAUCAUGAAGCUGGAGAGCGAGAGCAGCCUGCGGUCCAUGGCUGUCAACAUUCUCGGCAGGUUUCUUUUGCAUCGUGACAACAACAUGCGCUACGUGGCGCUGAGAACCCUUGGCAAGGUGGUGUCGCAGGACUUGGCCAGCGUCCAGAGGCAUCGAGGGACAAUCGUGGAAUGCCUAAAGGAUCCCGAUCCGUCUAUCCGGGUGAGGGCCCUGGACCUCAUCUUCCAGCUGGUCAGCAGGAACAACGCCAGAGCCUUGGUGGCGGAGCUCCUGAAUUACCUCGUAGUCGCGCCUUCGGAUCAGAAGCGGGAUACGUGCAGCAGAAUUUUGCAGGUGCUGGAGGACCACUCUCCUUCGGGUAGGUGGAGGGUGGACACGCUGCUGAGCAUGCUUGGGAUAGCGGGCGCGGAAUGCGACCGCAGCAUCCCGUCCGCCGCUGUGGUGUACGUGACGCAGAACGAGGAUCUGCACGCUCACGCGGCCCACAAGACCUUCAGGAUGAUCAAGAGCGAUCUCAGCCAGAAGGCGCUUACCCUUGCCGGGGUCUGGUUCGCGGGGGAGUACGGCGACCUCUUGCUGCGGCCUUGCGCCGCCCUUCCCGCGGAGGAGGGAGUGGAGGGAGAGGAAGGCGUCGACGGCGCGGCGGACCACAACAGCGACCGCACGACAAGAGGCUACGUCUUGACGGCCCUGACCAAGCUUGCCGAGCGGCUAGGCGAGGACCAGGAGGACGCGAUCGAGGGCUUGCUGCAAACUUACAGCGGUUCCAUGAACCUCGAGCUACAGGCGAGAUCCUGCGAGUUCGGCCAGCUGUUGCGACCAGAGCUGGGCGAGCUCAGGAAGGGGAUGCUUGAUCGGAUGCCGGUUGCCGACGAGGAGACCGUCCGCAAUCGAAGAGCCCGCUUCCGAAACGAGGAUGACGACGACGAAGGGCGUGGCCUGCCGUCUUUCAGAAUCUCGAAGGCCAGCAAGCACAGGCGAGGGGGAAGCGGCAGCAGCGGCAGCGGCGCGGCGGCGGCAUCGGCGAGGGCGGCGAGGGCGGCGCUAGGGGCGGGGAAGAAGACGGUGCAACCUCUGGCGGGCCCGGCCGCCUCCGCCGGGGGAAUUAUCAGCAGCGGGGCCCCAUCCAGGCAGGAACAGGCGGCCGCGGUGCCGAACUUGCUUGACUUGGACGACCUGUUCGGCGGAGGGCCCGGGGAUUCUGCGGCGGCGGUGGCGGCGGCUCCGGGGGGGGAAGGAAAAGCGGCGACGGUGGACCUGAUGGCCGAUAUUUUUUCUGCGAAGCCUGCCCAGCCACCGGCGGCGGCGGGUGUCGUCGACCCCUUCGCUCCAACACCGGCACCGGCCACCGCCGCUAACGGCAGCGGCGGUGGAGUUGGUACGACACUCGCAGCGGCGGCGGCGGCGGCGGCGCCGGGAAGAGAAGCGGCGCCCGCGGUAACGGCGGCAGCGACGUCGGGUCAGCCACCGCCGCCCUCGUUUGUCGCGUUCGAGAAGGGUGGCCUGACGGUGACCUUCGAGCUGUCCAAGCCGUCUCCGACGGAGGACCCGUCGACCACUCUCGUCAAGGCCAUCUUCCGGCAUUCCGGAGCCAGGGGCAGAAGAACCUGUUGA
This is a messenger RNA of Ectocarpus siliculosus, 2505 nucleotides long. The record is from the annotation of a GenBank genome assembly. Lineage: Eukaryota; Phaeophyceae; Ectocarpales; Ectocarpaceae.